This is a messenger RNA of Talaromyces amestolkiae, 1497 nucleotides long. RefSeq lists its product as uncharacterized. The record is from RefSeq and is a predicted model, not a curated record. Gene Ontology annotation, molecular function: ATP binding; protein kinase activity. Lineage: Eukaryota; Fungi; Ascomycota; Eurotiomycetes; Eurotiales; Trichocomaceae. The transcript is spliced from 4 exons. The coding region runs from base 1 to 1497 and encodes 498 amino acids. Gene Ontology annotation, biological process: protein phosphorylation.
AUGUCGUCUCCAGCACCUCUCCUUCGUCCUCCAGUGCCCGGCGGUCGCAAUGGCAAUGGUGCCCGCACACCUCGUCUCACCCUCGGCAUUCCUCCGUCUCCCAGCAUGAAACCCGUCAAUCCUCCCAGCGAAGAUCCACGAAUAUCAGACAUCCCCCUACCUCAAGCAUCCAGUCGUCCGGCACCCCCUCAGCUUCGAUUAGCGACUCCUAUGGGCGGCAGCAAUCACCAAUCUCAUGAAAGUGGAAGACCCACUCCAUACUUGAGCAGUAUAUCAACCAGCAGCAAUAGCCUCAGUGAUGCUAGUAACGGUUUAUCCACGUCCACCACACACCUUGACGGCAAGGCUAGCGGUCCCGGCAGUGCCUCGUCCUCGUCAUACUCGACUCUAUCAUUUGCUAUGGGGCUGCGUCAGCCGACCGUUGGCACUCCGGAUCCGUCUUCAGCCAUCAGCUCUGUUUACUCGGACCGAGACGGCGGGGUAUCCAUGGAGAGAGAGAACAGCGUUAACAGUUUAUUGCCCGAUCUUGACAAAUUGAGUUUGGAUAAAGGCCGACCGCUGGAUGUCGAGGAUUUGGAUGAUGAAGGUUGGUUGGCGGCUAGUGAACAGAAGAAAAUCGUCGAACUUGGUAGCCUAGGCGAAGGUGCGGGUGGUGCGGUGACGCGAUGUAAACUGAAGGAAGGGAAUACUGUUUUUGCUCUGAAGAUCAUCACCACCGACCCGAAUCCCGACGUCAAGAAACAGAUCAUUCGAGAGUUAAACUUCAACAAAGACUGCGCAUCUGAGCAUAUUUGUCGAUACUAUGGUGCAUUCAUGGAUAAAACCUCGGGCACUAUUUCUAUUGCUAUGGAGUUUUGCGAGGGAGGAAGUCUAGACAGCAUCUACCGUGAGGUCAGGAAACUUGGCGGACGAACAGGGGAGAAAGUGCUGGGCAAAGUUGCCGAAGGCGUUCUCAACGGAUUGACCUACCUUCACAGCCGAAAGAUUAUUCACAGAGAUAUCAAACCGUCCAACAUCCUCCUAUGUCGAAACGGACAAGUCAAGCUUUGCGAUUUCGGUGUCAGUGGAGAAUUCGGCACCAAAGGAGACGCCAAUACCUUUAUUGGAACAUCAUACUACAUGGCUCCUGAGAGAAUCACGGGCCAAUCUUACACCAUCACUUCGGAUGUCUGGUCAUUGGGCGUCACAUUACUCGAAGUCGCUCAACACCGCUUCCCAUUCCCUGCAGACGGCACAGAGAUGCAGCCUCGAGCUGGUCUCAUUGAUCUAUUGACAUAUAUCGUCCGCCAGCCCAUUCCGACAUUGAAAGACGAGCCAGAAAACAACAUUAGCUGGUCUGAUAAUUUCAAAUACUUUAUUGAGUGCUGCCUCGAAAAAGACCCUCCCCGAAGAGCCACGCCGUGGCGGAUGCUGGACCAUCCAUGGAUGCAGGACAUCAAGAACAAAAAGGUCAACAUGGCCAACUUCAUCAAACAAGUAUGGGGCUGGACCGAUUAG